UGCUUAUUCGUUUGCUACCCUCUUUAAUUAUUACUACCUUCUCUUUCAUUGAAUUGCCGGUCCUCUGAUAUCGACGGAAGUAGAAACAGGUCGAGACAAUGGUUGAGAGUCUUCAGGCUAGUCGCUCUGUUCUCGCUGCAAAUCCAUUGGAUAUUGAGCAGAUACUCUUAGCAGCACAGCGUCGGUGGUUAUUGCCAGCUGAAAUAUGUGAAAUUCUUCGGAAUUAUAAGAAAGUUGGCAUUACCCCAGAACUCGUUAAUAAGCCACCAAGUAUUGUUCCCCCCAACUUUAAUUAAUUUUCAUUAGGCAUAAUUCCUUUUGCUAGGCAAUUAUAAUUCUUUUGAUUGCUUCUACAGUUUGCAUUGAUAUGAAUUGAAUCUAACUCUUGCUUUUGUGUGGCAAUGCAUAUACUCUCGGCUUGUUUGGUUGGAGGAAUGAUUGUUCCUUGGUCAAACCAAGAAAAACCAAAGCAGGCAAAAUUAAGAAACUUACUGAUGGCGCACAGGGGCUCAAGCCCUUUAAGCAGUGUUAUUUUAGUAGGAAGUUUAAGCAUUAGUUUAGUACUUGGACUUAUUUAUUAACUUUAAUAAUUUCAGAAACUUUAUUAUUAUUUUCGUAUUUAGUUUGGAUUAAGGGUCUGCACCCUAUAAAUAAUCUUGUUACGAUAAUUUUUCCAACCCUAAAUUCUCUACUUUUCAUCCUCGGCAUCUAUUUCUCUCUGGUUCUACAUCACUUACUCAACAAGUUAGAAAUAAAUAAGCCUUCAGAUU
Messenger RNA from Rubroshorea leprosula, 770 nucleotides. Lineage: Eukaryota; Viridiplantae; Streptophyta; Magnoliopsida; Malvales; Dipterocarpaceae. The record is from the annotation of a GenBank genome assembly.